This is a messenger RNA of Salvelinus namaycush (lake trout), 978 nucleotides long. RefSeq lists its product as uncharacterized. The record is from RefSeq and is a predicted model, not a curated record. Lineage: Eukaryota; Metazoa; Chordata; Actinopteri; Salmoniformes; Salmonidae. Bases 1 to 978 code for a protein of 325 amino acids. The transcript is spliced from 8 exons.
AUGAGAUAUGCUAUCUUCGAGCGGUCCGAGGGGAAGGGCUGCAUCUCUUCUGGAGGAGGUACAAUGGAGGACAGAAGCCUUCCUCGUAUUGUGGUCAUUACACUGUCUGUGCUGAUCUACAUUUCUGCUUUGGCAAUAAAUGCCAUGGCAGGAGCUGGAAAGGGACCAUUCCACUGGAGUACAGGGAACAUCUCCAGGAAGUAUGAGACUGACAUAACUCCGGCCGGAUGGACCUUCUCCAUCUGGGGGCUUAUCUACACCUGGCUGACCCUCAUGGUCAUGUAUAUCAUCUCCUUGAUCUACAGAGGGAGCUGGACCCUCUCUGUGCUACUGUACGGUUUCUACCUGUCCUGGAUAGUUAACAUGGCCCUCAACAUGACCUGGCUGCUCCUAUGGGAUCAAGAGUGCGUGACUGCGGCAUUGAUUGUAAUGGCGACCAUUGCUGUCACCAACUACUCCAUGGUCUUCUUCUCCUGCUAUGGGCUGAGUGUUUACGGAGCCUGGCUCAGCCAGAACCACCCCAGGGACCUCUGGUGCAUUCGGUUGCUGGUGCAAAAUGGCAUUGCGCUGUACAGCACGUGGACAACCAUCGCCACUUUGAUCAACUUCACUCUGGUGUUGGACCUCUCUGGAGUGGCAAAGAGCACUGCAGCCACCGUGUCUCUCUGCAUCCUACUGGUGGAGGUGAUCGGAUGGUUUGGUAUUGAGAACUUCCUGCUGUAUCAACAUGUGAGGUACAUCCUGACUAUUUACCCUGUGGUGAUCAUUGCUCUGGUUGGAAACGUGACCAAGCACUACAACCCUGCAGCACCAAGCGCUAACGCUAUCUUCAUGGUUGUGCUCUUGGUGAUUUCCUGUGUGCUCCUGGUGGUGCGAGUCUCCCUGGUGAUCAGGAGAACCAGGAACCAGACCCUUCACCCGGAGGCUUUGAACUCACCCAGCAGCCUGUCCAAGAAGCAGAGGAAGAUACUCAUGUAG